This is a messenger RNA of Pseudogymnoascus verrucosus, 879 nucleotides long. RefSeq lists its product as uncharacterized. Bases 385 to 834 code for a protein of 149 amino acids. The transcript has a single exon. Lineage: Eukaryota; Fungi; Ascomycota; Leotiomycetes; Thelebolales; Thelebolaceae. The record is from RefSeq and is a predicted model, not a curated record.
CACCGCCUCUCAUCACCGCUCAAUCCGAUAAGUCAAUACUUCCAACCUAACGAACCAGUACAUCCCCAUCAUCGUGACGGUUAGAGCAACACCAGAGCAACACCCCCGAACAGCGUCCGAUAGGGCACCGACCAGCGAAUCCGACGCCCAAAGCGCGCUGUCACUUAUGAUGAUACCCUAUACUUACAUACCAGGCGCCAGAGACCAGACACACAGUUCACCACCCAUACCAUAGCAGACAAGCAAGUUCAUACACACACAUACCACACAUACCAUAUCACACACACACGCCUCACCGCACAAACAGUACACCCCUCCCAAGUCACCGCCUCUUCCCUCGCGACACCUCACACCCAUACACCACCCUACACCAGCGAACCUACGAUGCACUUAGAGUCAGACGUGCGCAUUUACGGUGAGGAGAGUACAGGACAACAGGCAAGACGCGACAACAGGACAACGAACGAUAAGAAACACCCCUCAGCUCCUAUUGUCGUCAUAUCCACCGUCCCUACAUCCCCGCUCCAUCCAUCAACAGCUGAACAAUCUCACAAACUUGACUCACUCGAGUCAUUCCCCUCCAUCUCAUCAUCUCGCUGCGUCUUGACUUGCAUCCCCAUCCUCCAUCCCGUCUCCGCGCCUACAUUCCCAUCUUUCAACUCCAAUAUCCCAUCCUCCCAUCCCCCAUCCGGGUCCCUCCCCCCGCGCGCCCACAUCCCGUCUCCGUUUCCGUCGCCCUCGACUCCACCCACACCACACACCACACCAGCGAGUACAGUACGUACCCUAAUCUCCGCUGCACCCAGAUCGCUGGACCAUCUCGAGCUGCAGUAGUCUUAGCGGGCGGUGAACAGACCGCCUCUCCCCCACCUCCCACCC